This is a messenger RNA of Sardina pilchardus (European sardine), 1173 nucleotides long. RefSeq names its product serine/threonine-protein kinase pim-1-like. The record is from RefSeq and is a predicted model, not a curated record. Gene Ontology annotation, biological process: negative regulation of apoptotic process; protein autophosphorylation; regulation of mitotic cell cycle. Gene Ontology annotation, cellular component: cytoplasm. NCBI's taxonomy places the organism in Eukaryota, Metazoa, Chordata, Actinopteri, Clupeiformes, Clupeidae. Gene Ontology annotation, molecular function: protein serine/threonine kinase activity; ATP binding. The transcript has 7 exons. The coding region runs from base 1 to 1173 and encodes 390 amino acids.
AUGCCGGCUAAGCGUAGACGUGGAGCUAAGGGCGUGGUGGGAAGGGGCCCCAAUAGGACAGAUGUCCUUCCUUCCACUUCAGGCAACUCCACGGAGCCCACUGCUGCAGCCUCCACCUCUCAGUCCACCCAGCGUGGACCCAUGAGGCCAGAGAGAACUUGCAGGCAGCAGCAAACCCAGGGCAACAUGGCUCCACCAGCUGCAGUCCCUGACAAAAGCAAGAGAAAGAGGGACUACAGCAAUGUGGGGUCAGCCCAGGAGACCUCUAGGGAGAACCUCGGUGCGGUGGACCCAUCAGUGCUGAAAAGGACACGUGCUGAGCCCCGCACUACAAAGAGGCCGAGGAGGACCAACGCACCACCCAAUGAUGAAGCAUCCUUUAUCCGCAAAUACACCAUGGGAGACCUGCUUGGUAAAGGAGGGUGUGGAUGUGUUUGUGAAGGAAUCAGAAAUUCUGACGGAUUACAAGUUGCCAUCAAGCUCAUCCCCAAGGAGAAUGCAGGGGGUUAUAUAACUAUGCCUGACACCGGUGAACAGCUCCCUCUGGAGGUGGCCCUCAUGACCAUAGUGUCCAGGCCACCAGAGUGCCCUAACAUCCUCAAGCUCGUGGAAUGGUUUGCGUUGCCCACCAUGUUCAUUCUCAUCCUGGAGCGCCCCAUGCCCUGCAUGGAUUUAUACGAGUACUGCGAGACUUUGGGAGGUCGGCUCACUGAAAGCCAGGGGAAGCACAUCAUCCGCCAGGUGGUCCUUGCUUUGAAACACUGCCGUGACCGCAGCGUUUUACACCGUGACGUAAAGCAAGAAAACAUCCUGGUCAACACCGAUGAUGUGACGGUCAAGCUCAUUGACUUUGGCUGUGGGGAGCUGUUGAAAGAGGGCCCCUACAACGCCUUUGCUGGCACGGAGGCGUUUAGCCCACCCGAGUGGUGGCUGCAUAACAGCUACCAGGGCCGUCCGGCCACCGUCUGGUCCCUGGGUGUGCUGCUCUAUGUCCUCCUCUGUGGGGAGCUGCCAUUUGUGGACGACGUUGAGAUCGUCACCAGACGACUGCGUUGCAGGAGGGGUCUAUCCAGUGAAUGCCGUAAUCUUAUUCACUGGUGCUUGAAGAAAGACCCAUCCAAACGGCCAGUCCUGGAGGAAAUUCUCCAGCACAAGUGGCUCUCAGCCGACUAG